UCCGCUUGCUAAAGUUGUCCGACUCCAUGUUAGCAGCAACACGGACAGUAGCGUGCUCGUUACAGCAAGCCAAAKAUUUGAUGGAAAGUGGAGAUUUAACGGGAGCAUAAAGCAUGUCAGGUGAUUUAAUUCAAAGGAUAAAGCUCUUGGAAGAUGAACUGGAAAAGCUCMGGUCCCAGCUGAAGGAAAGUGCUSGAGGAGACAUGGGAAUAAAUUCCUGUUCACCCCCAAGUGAAAGCUCAGACUUCAUGAUGUCUGAUGGGAACACAAGAAGCAACAAGAAGAAGUCAGGCAAGGAGCGCCCCUUUGACUUUCACUCACACCCCCGGCGCCAUGUGGCUCUGAAGCUGGCUUACCUGGGCUGGGCCUACCAGGGCUUCGCUGUUCAGGAGAACACGGACAACACGGUGGAGGCCAGGCUGUUUGAAGCGCUGCUGAAGACACGGCUGAUUCAGGACCGACAGAGCUCCAACUAUCACCGCUGUGGUCGAACUGAYAAAGGAGUCAGUGCUUUUUCUCAAGUUAUAACCAUUGAYCUGCGCUCCUCCCAGUUUUGUGGAGGACUUGGCGUCACCCUCCCUGAAAAUCUCGAUCUCKGCACCAAAUCGAAAGYUUCCACCUCUGAGCUUCCGUACGUGAAGAUGCUGAACAGGGUUUUGCCGCAGGACAUUCGGAUCUUGGACUGGGCAGCCGCAGAGCAAGGUUUCAGUGCGCGUUUCGACUGCCAGUCCCGCACGUACCGCUACUACUUCCCCCGAGGGUCGUUGGAUGUAGAGCUCAUGGCAGACGCUGCGAAAAGAUAUGAAGGGACGCACGACUUUCGCAACCUGUGCAAAAUGGACGUGGGGAACGGGGUCCUGCAGUUUGAGAGGACCAUCUUGUCGGCCUCAGUCAGGCCUUUGCAGCCCCAGCAGGUUUCCAGCGCAGAGCGAUAUGAUCUGUUUGUGUUUGAGAUCAAAGGAUUAGCCUUCCUUUACCACCAGGUUCGUUGCAUGAUGGCGGUGCUUCUUUUGAUAGGACAGAAGCUGGAAGCUCCGGAGAUAAUCAAUCAACUCCUGGAUGUUGAGAAAAACCCCAGAAAGCCUCAAUACAGCAUGGCAGUGGACUACCCUCUGGUUCUGUACGACUGCCACUUC
Poecilia reticulata (guppy) is the source of this 1136-nucleotide messenger RNA. Lineage: Eukaryota; Metazoa; Chordata; Actinopteri; Cyprinodontiformes; Poeciliidae. The record is from RefSeq and is a predicted model, not a curated record.